CAACGGUUCUCUUCAAUCCGGACGAGAUUUAACGAUAAAAAUUUAACUAAAUGUUGACCAUUUAACCCCCAAAGCCAUGAAUGACGACCCAAGUCUCAACGUGUACUUGGGGAACCUUUCCCGCUUCUUUCACGACUUGGAUCUCGCUGAAGUAGAAGAACUUUUGGAGGCAGAUUUGGAACUUAUUCGCGAAAAAGACGAAAAUGGAAGUAAUAGUGAAGACAGUGAGAGCGACGAAGACGAUGAAAACCCCUCAAAACACGUGCCGCAAAUUUACUUCAAACUCGCCGCUGCCUUACAAAACGACGAUUGCGGCAAUUUGCUGCAGGAAAUCUACAAUCAAGCUGUUUGUGCGCGCAAAGAUGCUGGUUUCAAGGAGCACGACAGUUGGGAGCAUCUCGUCAAUGUGAUCAACAAAGACAAAUAUCUCGGAUUUAUUUACUCGCUGGUGCAUUUAUGGCAACUUGAUGCCAGUUCGCGAGUCAAUCGGAAGCUGAGCUUCAAUGCGGCACGCGCUUAUUUGUAUUUAUUGACAGUUCCCGGAGCCAAAAGUUGCGAAAUUUUCGACGAGGAUUUGAUUCAGCGAUGUUUUGCGGUGUUUAAUAUCCUCGGACACAUGCAAAAAGAGCUAAUUUUGAUGGAUCACGAGAAGACACAAAUUUUAAUUAUUCUGGUUUCGCUUCUGCAGGACCUCGGAGACAUUUUUAAAAUUGUUUCGUUGCAAGGUUACGUCGAUUUGAAGAAAGAUUUGAUCAAACACCUGAAAAAUAUCAUCAUGAUGAAUCAUGUUAAUGGCUAUGAAAGCAUUUAUUUUUAUAAUUUGACGCAGAAAUCGUAUGAAAUCCUCGAAAUCCUUUGUUUGCCGCUCCAUGGACCAGUUUCGGACUCAAUUUUUCAAAUUUUUUGCAUUUGCUCGUCCCUUCAUGCGCAUAAAUUCCAAAAUCCGCCUUCCCGGAAGCGACAUUUUGCAAUUCCUGUUAGUGAAGCACCCCAAACUAUCCUGCAAUUCUUUCUUUAUCUCCAAAAUAAGUUCAGUGCCGACACGAAUCCCGUCCUUGAGAGGUUUAUCAAGUCAAUUUUGACCAAUCCUGACAAAAAUUUAAAAAAUGAAGAAUAUAACCAUUUAUUGGACGUUGGCGUGAAAUACGAAACCCAAAUGUACAAAAAAUGCAAUGUCUCGCUUGUGCCUUGGCUCGAAACGCUUUCAAAUUCGAAGGAAGUCAUCCAUCGCGUGAAUGCUGCCGAGUUUUUGGGCAAAUUAUUGCUCGUAGAUGCCACCGUUGAAUGGACUCUCUUCGAAAAUGAGGUUUCUCAAACGCCUCGUGAAGUAGAUAUCCUGAAAAUUCUUUUCACAAAAAUAAUUGACGUGAAUAACAGCGUGAAACAAAAAGCUUUAUCGGCUCUCGUCAAGGCUUUUAACAAUGGCAACAAAAGUGUCGCCGAAAUUUUGGUCAACGCGUUUAGUAAAGACGGCGAAAAUAAGUACGAAGCAAUCCAGGACGAAAUUAAGGGACUUUUUGAGAAGUUACAGCAUCUUUUGAACAAUGAUUUGGCUCACAUUCGACGCGCGGUGAUUUUAUUGCUCGAAAUUUUAGCGACCCGGAAUAGUGAAAUGAUCGAUUGCGAGGAAUUUCGUGAAGUUGUGAUGCAAUUACCGGAUGACUCGACGAUUUUAGUGAGAAGGCAGUCGUUGAUGAUACUAAAUACGUUGCUGAAAAAGUAUCCGAACCAUCAGGGGUUGAUCGAAUUGUGGACGCAAGCGUUUUUGAUCCUCAUGAAGGACUCGGAUACGAAAAUUAUUGAGUUAUCGAUGAACAGUUUGAAGGAAAAUGUCUUCGAUCAAAUCCAAAGCUAUGAAAAUACGUCAGGAAAUGCGAAUAAAAUGCCAUGGGAGAUAAUUCGAUCGAUUUUGAAGCAUGGAAAUCGGAAUAUUUUGAAGAAUGCUGUUGAUGAAUGGAUCAAAAGUCGUGCCUUGAACCAAAAUUCCCUUUCAAUGAUCGAAUCUCACAUUUUCACCCCGAACGCGACGGAAGCAUGGCUCCUUCUCUCUCUGGUCGCGAAAAAAAUGAAAAGCAAAAACCCCGAUGCCGUCAUCCAAGCCUUCAUUGACUUUGUUCAACAGGACAUGUACAACUCACCGGUCAUCCUGCACCUGAAUCUCGAAGUCAUCAGUUACUGGAUCCCGGAUUUCAGUCGUCAUGCCCUCGAAAAAAUCUGCAGUUUCCUGUUUGACAUCCUUAAAACCGGCAGUUCGAAUCCAACUUUAAUUUCCUUUAUUUACGACGUUUGUUACUCCAUCAAGAAAUUCGCGAAAUCCGAUCUUUCAUGGGUCGAAGACAUCAAAGAAACCGCUACACAGUACCUGCUUUGCAACCAAAAUAAGUUUUUGGACUUUCAAUUUCCGGUCGACGAGCGAUAUUUGAAUUACAUGUUGAUUUAUUCGGACUCGAGUGUGCAGCUACCACGACCUCCAGACGAAAAAAUCUUGAAUUUGUUCGUGAAAUUUGUAAAUGACACCGCCGAAUCGGGAAUUAUUGAUGUAAAUUACGAUCACAGCAUGAAAUUGAAGGUAACGAUAACAGUUUUGACGAGAUUAGCAGUGAGAGACGUCGAAAUUGUGGCAGUUAUGCUCGAUGCAUUCACGAAAAUCCUGAAAGGAAGCAGAAAUAUGGCAGUUGUGAAUAAUUUGAUUGUAUGUUUUACGGAUUUAUGUAAGAAACAUACCAGCUGUGUUGAAACCGCGAUGCAAGAAGUAACGAACAAGCUAAAAUCCGAAAAUCAUGAAAUCCGUGCGAUUGCCCUUCGAUCCCUGCGUGAACUAGUGAUGCAAGACUACAUCAAGAUGCGUGGGAGAGUACUUUUGAACAUCUUAACUGCCAUUGUGGACCCUUACGAAGAAAUUUCCAAUGAAGCUUGCAUGGUAAUUUUGACCUAUGUCGAUGAAAAGAACAAACAUUUGCUUCAUACGUGUUUCAUGGAGUCCGUUUUCGUGUACAAUGGUUACCUUCAAUACGACGGUUUUGAUCUUUUUCCUGUCUCGGAGUUCGAUAAUGAGCCCUCAACACUGCAAGGACGUCAAAAAAUCAAAGAAAGAUUUUCUUUAUAUCAAUUUUUCAUCGAUAACAUUCCAGUCACUUACCUUCUUAUGCUGCUAAAAAAUUUGCAACUCGUCUAUGAGCAGCUAAAAAAACGAAAAUUCGUGAAAUGUCCCGAAGGAGUCGACACGUUGCAGGAUUUGCUGCACAUUUUUCGCCAAAUUUGCGAACAUAAAGCGAAAUUAGAGACGAAAAGUGUGAAUAAAGACAACCCGGAUGAUGAGGAAGGAGCGAAUGUGAAUCAAGGAAUUAACGCUGUGGCAGAGACGAAGCCAGCGAAAGGGGUGCCGACGAUGAAUCAAGCGUUGGCAGUCGUGGAAAAAACAAUCCAAGUUAUCCCAAAAUUCGAUCCGCUGGUUCGGGAAUAUGAUUCGUCGCUUGGAAUAUUUCUCGAUAGAUUCGAAGAAACAUUGGCGACGAAUUUUAAACAAUUUGUCGAGUUUAAUGCCUUUUGGAAACGCUUCCAGAAACAAAGUGCUCCGAAGAAACGACCAAGUAAGGGACGAAAACGAUCGAAUUCGGUGUCAUCUCAAAUGUCGGAUUGUGAAAGCAUCAUGACUGACGAUAAUGACGACAAUGUCUCGAUUAUGACGGAGGAUAAUUAACAUUUUUCGAAUGUUUUUGUGUUUAAAAAAAAUUACAUUUGUUGUAAAAUGUAGAAUUUACAUUGAAUGUACUUAA
This is a messenger RNA of Culicoides brevitarsis, 3776 nucleotides long. It is a transcript of the gene Cap-D3, whose product is annotated as condensin-2 complex subunit D3-L. Gene Ontology annotation, biological process: meiotic chromosome condensation; mitotic chromosome condensation. Gene Ontology annotation, cellular component: condensin complex; condensed chromosome, centromeric region. The record is from RefSeq and is a predicted model, not a curated record. The transcript is spliced from 7 exons. Lineage: Eukaryota; Metazoa; Arthropoda; Insecta; Diptera; Ceratopogonidae. The coding region runs from base 77 to 3700 and encodes 1207 amino acids. Gene Ontology annotation, molecular function: histone binding.